UGGCUAAACAGUUUUGCCUAGGUUUUGUUAUUCUUGUUUGUAAACGUAAACCAUGAAAAACCUCAGUAGGCAUUUAAUAAUUAUUUUUAUACUAUUUUUGGUGUAUUUGUUAAAUAAUUCAAGUGUAGAAGAAUCUACGAUUCCAGAUAUAAAUAAUAAAUAUGGAAUACAGAAUUAUAAAAAGUGCGAAAAAAGUGGUGGUAGUUUUUGUAAAUUUGAUUUUAAAAUAACUUCUUGUAAUCAAACAUUAUGGAAGACAAUAGAGGAAAGUCAAAAAAAUCGCCUAAAAUUAGACAAAUCUGUUAUACACAGAAUGCUUUGCGUACCCAAGGAUAAUUCUCCAAUGAUAUAUGGGAAAUUAUUAAUGGAGAAAUAUGCAAAUGGCACAAAAUUUGAAGUGUUACAAAUGGAUUGCGUAAACCAGUGGAAUUUUACUUAUAAAAGAAUUUAUUGGACAAUAAUUGGUGUGUAUGCAUUUAUUAUUUUUUGGGUCACAAAAUAUAAUAAUAAUAGUAGAUUUUCGUUUAUAAAAAAUGCAAAAAAACUACUAGAAGACUGCCCCUCUAAGGAUUUUCGAAGUCUAAAGUCUAUACAAGGUAUUAGGGUUCUUAAUACGUGCCUGGUUAUUUUCUGGCACACCGUAUUGAGUUUGGCUCAAACUUAUAUUAAUGAUGUUGCUCCAUUGGAAAAGUCUUUCGAAAAUCCACUAUUCUUUUACACGAUGUUCCUGGGAGGGUUUGCCGUGCAAAUAUUUUUUUUAAUAUCCUCUUUCCUUCUGACCAACCAAAUUUUGGAGAUACAAAGACAACAUGGCAGUUUUACAUUGAAGCAUUGCUGCAUAAUAAUGCUCCAUAGAUUCUGUAGACUAUCGCCAAUCCUACUGAUGACACUAGCGUCUACUACAAGUGGAGUUUACGAUUUUUCUCCUCACACGAUGGAUUUUAGAGAUAAAUGUUUGAACACUUGUCAACAUUAUUGGUGGUACGCUAUUUUCCAAAUCAAUUUUCUGUUGCCCAUUGAUAAAAUAUGUAUGCCCAAUUUAUGGUACUUAUCAGUUGAUACACUAUUUUAUUUAACUACCGUCAUCAUUAUGUAUUUUAUUUUGAAGAAUAGAUUCAACAUUUAUAAAAUGUUGAGCGGAAUAAUCGUAUUCGUUAUAACAUAUUUUGCCUUGUACAUAUAUUUGAAUGAUUACGAAUUUAUGUUCCAACCGUAUCCCAAAGCUGUAACAAAUAUGAUUUACUCAAAAACUAUGACGCAUAUCUACAUCAAUCCGUUAUCAAAUUACUGUGGCAGCUUGUUUGGAUUAAUUUUGGGUGCAAUUUAUUACGACAACAAACACCAUAAAAGAGUUUUCAGCAAAGCCCAAAAGUUGUGUUGGUACUUCAUUUUCACUUGUGUCCCGUUGCUGGCACUACAUUUAUCUACCUAUUCGUACAAUAAUAGAGCAAUCAAGAGCUUCAUCGGUGCUGUUUUGAAGCCGCUUUUUGUGUUUCCCCUAGGAAUUGGCAUAUUAGGCAUGGCUUUCGGAUUAGGAGGAUUAAUCAAAAAAUUACUAGAAAGCAAGGUGAUGGUAGUCUUGAGUAAUGUUACUUACGGUACCUAUGCUUUUAAUUUUUAUGUAGCGUUUGCUAAAGGGAUUUUGUCCGAGGAUGUUCUACAUUACGAACAACACCAUUUGAUUUUAUGGAUAAUUUUUGAUUUAGUCAUAUCAUUUAUCAUCGGAACCAUAUUUACGAUUUCCAUAGAAUAUCCACUAGUGUCCUUAUUGAAAGAGUAUUUACCGAAAAUUGAGAAAUCGAAACAAAAAUCUAAAAAUUAUGAUAUUGUGUCAAAAGACAAAUAUUCUGAACAUAAUAAAUGCUAAUUAAUAUA
Ceutorhynchus assimilis (cabbage seed weevil) is the source of this 1875-nucleotide messenger RNA. The record is from the annotation of a GenBank genome assembly. Lineage: Eukaryota; Metazoa; Arthropoda; Insecta; Coleoptera; Curculionidae.